Molecule: messenger RNA, 5283 nt
Organism: Bombus huntii
Lineage: Eukaryota; Metazoa; Arthropoda; Insecta; Hymenoptera; Apidae
Product: ATP-binding cassette sub-family G member 1
Exons: 12
Coding region: 1836-3950 (704 amino acids)
Cellular component (GO): plasma membrane
Molecular function (GO): ABC-type transporter activity; ATP hydrolysis activity; ATP binding
Source: RefSeq, a predicted model, not a curated record
CGAGUCACUAUUUGCAGCAACCUCCUCGUGGUGUGACUUGGGAAAUUUGUAUUACUAUAUAAGUAAAUCAAAUUUGCUAAUGGCUGCAACGUUUUGGCAUUUUUUCGUGGCCUAACUACAUGAAAUAAAAGUCACUAAGAAUAAACAUUUGUAAUAUAUAAUUUUGUGUAUACUUUUUAUCCUCAAAUAAUUACAUUAUUAUGUCCUAAGUUUUCGUGUAAGUAUGUAUAAGUAAUAUUCAUAAUUAUUAUAAUUCAUUAUAAUAAUUAUUAUAAUUCUUAUAAAUAAUUUACAUACCUCUCCCUAAUCCAUGCAGCGACGAUAGAUUUUGACCGAUUGAAUUCGCGUUCAGCAAAAGAAGUUGUGAUAGUUUGGCGAUAUUAAUGACUUCCAUAUUAAAGGAUCGAAUGAAUGUUAUAAAUAAAAUAGACGGGAUGAUAAGUACCUACGGUGAAUGUAACGGAGAUUCAGAAAGGGGAAAAAUAAGUAUCGAAGUUUGGAAUUCCAUAAUCUUAUCGGUGGCCAAUCCGCUGAUCGAAUUUUAGGAUGGAGAAAUACUAAUUGUUGAUCAGACGACUACACAAUCAAAACGUGCAUCAGGUAGUCAACUAUCUAUUGGGAUGGUGUAUGGAAAGUCGUACUGUGUACUGGUAACGUUAAAAUUGUUAUAUAUAUAUCUUUUUUGUGUUUUUCUAUUUCUUGUAACCUUAACGAUUUGUGUGAAAUCUACAUACAUUGGUAAGUAUCGACAAGGAUAUAUUAUUUAUAGGGAUACAUACAUAUAUGGAAAAUUAGGUAUAUAGACAAGACCGAAAACAAGUGAAUACAUACUUUGUUAAACAUAACCUCGAGUUUUUACGAUUGAGAAAUAAUACAUGUAAUGUGUGGUAUUGUAACUACUAAGUAAAUAUUUAAUUCUUUCUUUGCCUUAUUUGAAUUAAAACAUUUGAUUAUGUUUUAUUAAGCCUUCUUGGAAGGCUUAGAAUAAUUUAUAUGCUUCUGAGCGUUGUUCUAUUCAAUUCAGUCAGGAACAAUUGAGCGAAAUACAGAAUGGAAAUUUCCCAUUAAUAGGAUUUGAUUAAAUUUAUUCAUCAUUUUUCCGCUACGCUUAAAUCGUUUUCACAAAUCUGAUAAUGUAUACAUAUGACCUUAUGACAAUAGCUUUUUGGACGCUUUUGUUUAUUAAAAGUUAGUUUUAGGUAACGUUUAUUUUUCGCUUUAUGACGAUGAUGAUUUUAGUAAAACAUUCAAACUCAAAUUUUAAUAUUUCUGUGCAGUUAUACGUAAAUUUCAUGAAAUCCUUAUUAUAUAAAAACCAGUACUAAAAAAAAUGGUAGAAUAUAUAUUACUAUAACUAUCAUUUUUGUCUUUCCUGCUUCCUAAUAUGAUGUACUUGAUAAUUUUGGUAAUUUAUAAAUGUUAAUACAUUUAUCUCAUUUUACCGUACAUUAUUUUUUUCUUGUAUUGGUCCUAAUUGAUUACCUUGCAUUACAAUUUUAUAUAAGAUUUUGUGCGUAUUAAACUUGCUCGAUUUAACAACUUAUUUUUGCUCUUUUAGAAAAUUGAGUUGUUACGUUGAUAUCAAUAUAAAUCUACCCACAAAGAUAAAAAGAAUUUAAUGCUGGUGAAAAGUGGAAAACAGAAUAGACACAUCAAUUUAGUUAUCGAUGAAAAUAAUCGGCGAUGAGAGAAUUUGUAUGCAUAUCCAAUAACGAAAACGUAAUACUGCGGAAAGGUCGGUUCAUUUGAACGAAUAUCGACCAUAAGAAGAGAAACAGCUACCUAAAUUUCAUUUCAAAGCCAAGAUAAGAAAUUAAAAAAGAUUACAAUAUAAAAUGAAGCUUGAGGGCAAUUGUUCACACGAAGAUAAUACCAAUGAAAUUUUAUUACAACCUAGGAAUGGUUCGGGUAUUCGUCUACAACUUGUACCAACACAACCCAAAACGAUUACGCAUCUACCGAAAAGACCGCCCGUUGAACUAGCAUUCGCAGAUUUAACAUACAGGGUACGAGAAGGCAGCAAAAAUAAUGUAAAGACAAUCUUAAAAUCCGUCAGUGGAAGACUACGAUCUGGAGAACUGACGGCUAUUAUGGGGCCUUCCGGUGCAGGAAAGUCUACUCUUUUAAACAUCCUGACCGGAUAUAAAUCAACAGGUACCGAAGGAAGCAUCACAAUGAAUGGCCAUGAAAGGAAUUUUAGUGCCUUUAGAAAAUUAUCAUGCUACAUUAUGCAAGAUAAUCAACUUCAUGCGAAUUUAACUGUAGCUGAAGCUAUGAAGGUCGCUUCGAACCUUAAACUUGGGUCACAUGUAAGCCAAGCAGAAAAGGAAGAAGUGAUUCAAGAAAUUCUAGAAACACUUGGUCUAUCCGAACAUCGUCGAACUAUGACUUCGAAUUUGAGCGGUGGACAAAAAAAACGGCUUUCUAUUGCGCUUGAAUUAGUCAAUAAUCCUCCGAUAAUGUUUUUCGACGAACCUACUAGUGGUUUGGACUCUUCAUCUUGUUUUCAAUGCAUUUCGCUCUUAAAAACCUUAGCUCGAGGAGGAAGAACAAUAAUAUGUACCAUCCAUCAGCCCAGCGCUAGGCUAUUCGAAAUGUUUGACUCUCUAUACACAUUAGCCGAAGGACAAUGUGUAUAUCAGGGAUCUACGUCGCAGUUAGUGCCAUUCCUUAGAAAUAUCGGACUCAACUGCCCAAGUUAUCACAAUCCAGCCUCUUUCAUUAUCGAAGUAUCGUGCGGAGAAUAUGGUGACAACAUCAGAAAUCUGGUGAACGCUAUAAAGAAUGGAAAAUAUGAUAUUCGAGAAGGAUACCCAUUCCCUGAAAAUAAGUCAGAAGGAUUGAAUAAUGUAUCUAGUGAUUCGUUUUCGAAAGGUGAAGGUCGUGACGAAAACGUUGAAAUGAAAGAUAAAAAUGAUGUUAAUAAUUUGGAAGAAAAGUUUCAAGAGGAUAAAAUAAAGGAGAUAAAUAAUAAAGGAAUUAUCCCAUCUUACGCAACUAACGAUAUUACGAAACAAGUAGAUGUAGUGAUACCGGUUGAUAUGGAGAAAAAGGAUAAUGCUGAAGUAGCCUUACUUGAUGAAUCGAUUGUAAUCACCCCAGAGAGAUACCCCACAUCGGAAUGUCAACAGUUCUGGAUUGUUUUAAAACGAGCUUUACUUUUUAGUCGAAGAGAUUGGACACUUAUGUAUCUUCGACUUUUUGCUCACAUUUUAGUAGGUUUAUUGAUUGGUGCACUUUAUUAUGAUAUUGGGAAUGAUGGUGCUAAAGUACUUAGCAACCUUGGGUUUUUAUUUUUUAAUAUGCUGUUUCUUAUGUAUACGUCUAUGACCAUUACGAUAUUGUCUUUUCCCCUAGAACUACCAGUGCUUUUAAAAGAAAAUUUUAAUAGGUGGUAUUCUCUCAAGGCCUACUAUCUAGCAAUUACCAUAUCAGAUAUACCAUUUCAGGCAAUAUUCUGCAUUAUGUAUGUUACGAUUGUGUAUUUUAUGACAAGUCAACCAACAGAUAUUAUGCGAUUCAGUAUGUUCUUGGGAACAUGUUUACUUAUUUCUUUCGUUGCACAAUCGGUUGGGCUAGUAGUUGGUGCAGCAAUGAAUGUUCAGAACGGCGUAUUCUUGGCACCGGUCAUGUCUGUACCGUUUCUUUUGUUCUCCGGCUUUUUCGUUAGCUUUGACGCUAUUCCAGUAUAUCUUAGAUGGAUUACCUAUCUAAGCUACAUUAGAUAUGGUUUUGAAGGGACUGCUCUGGCCACAUAUUCCUUUGGCAGAGAAAAGCUUAAAUGUUUCCAGGUGUACUGCCACUUUAAAAACCCAGAAACAACGUUGGAGGAAUUAGAUAUGCUUGAUGCUGAUUUCACUCUUGAUAUCCUUGCUUUGCUUUUGAUAUUCGUUGUACUUCGAAUUGCUGCCUAUUUAUUCCUUCGUUGGAAACUAAAGACUGCACGAUAGAUCACUGUACGAUUAUUGUCAAUUUAACGAUGUUAUAGCGUACAACACUUUUCCAAAUGGACGCUACAGAUUAAAAUAAUGCAUUUUUUCAUAUGAUCCUACACUACAAAUCCGUGAUCAGCAAUUUUGUUUCUUUUCGACAUCGAAAACUGUUCACAUCAACAAUUUCCAAUCAUCGAAGAGAUCUUAUGUACCGGGAGAAUGAAUUACCACAUACUGUUUAUGCUUAUAAUUGAGGAUGUUAUAAGAUUUAGAUGAACAUAAUUUAUUCUUUGUUAGUUUUACGAUAAUAAUUCUGUGGUAACUAUUGCGGCCAUAAUUAUCUACAUUUUUUGUAUCCAUUUUGUUAUAUAACACAGUAACUUUAAAAAAUGCGCAUGAACAUAUACGAUGAUCUCAAAUUGAUCAUUAGUGUGUGAUCAUUAGUCAAUUUACAAAACGAUAGCUAGGAAAGAGAUUAAAUUUACUGGAUCUGACUAUAAAUGAACACCCACAAAACUCUGCAGUUCUAUAUAUUGAAAAGAGUAAGAGGCCUUAAUGGACGACAUUUCGCGAAUGAUCAUAUUUUUUAUCUGCCUAUGGCUGUGAGUUUAAAAAUGCAGAAAAAUAACACAAAACAAAUACGAUACGGUGUAUCUUUAAUUUUAACGCGGAAGCAUAAAUUGAUGUUUUUCUAUUCAGGAUAAUGUCUGAAAUAGUAAAUACCUUGUCAGGUUUAUCUUAUCAUGUAUCUCAUAUGUUAAAUUUUGGUAAUACGUCCCCAGCAUCAUUGUAUAUUUGAAAACUUAAGAUUUAGAAUAAGUUUACCGAAAUUGUACAUUCACAAUUCUUCCAAUUGAUGUAACUCUUGACUUUAGUGUAUAUCUUUAAAGCGAAUUUACUUUUGUAAAAGUAUAAAUCAAGUAAAAGAAUACAUAGAGUACUUUAAACGCCUUAAGGGAGACAAUUUUGUCAACAGUCCUAGUCUAAAUUCGUUUUUCAAUUUUCAAAGUUUAGGGAUUGUGAUAUCGGUUGUUGAUGCAAAACAUAAAAAUUAAAUUAAACGAAUUAAAACGUUUGGUUUGUAAUAUGUUAGUAAUGUUCACUAACUUGAAAAAUGUACGUUAAUGAAAAAAUCUGUUUAUAUCUAUUUACACAAAUGGGAUAAAUUAUACAUGUUUAUAUAUAAAAUGUUUACGUGAUCGAUUCCGAUCGAUAUACAUGUAUAUAUACAAUACAUAAUAUAUUUUAUAAUAUCGUCAUGCGAAUGCACGCACUUGUGCUGAAUUGACAUAAUAUUCGUUGUAUUUUAUAACGUAUGUUUAUUACAAAUAAAAGUAUGCCUUUCAUAAUA